Cadophora gregata is the source of this 555-nucleotide messenger RNA. RefSeq lists its product as uncharacterized. The coding region runs from base 1 to 555 and encodes 184 amino acids. The transcript is spliced from 2 exons. Lineage: Eukaryota; Fungi; Ascomycota; Leotiomycetes; Helotiales; Ploettnerulaceae. The record is from RefSeq and is a predicted model, not a curated record.
AUGACAGCUGUCGGACUACAACAGCAGCAGCAUGGGGCGCAACAGUACAAUCCGCGACAAUCUCCUCACCCUUCUAACAUGUCUCCGCGACCACAGAGCUACACGUCCGCUGGACAAGCCCAGCUCUUGCGACAAGAACCGCCUAUCCAGAACGGCAACUCCCCUCUGAUGGGCCACCGGCCAGCAAUUAGCAACGAGCCUGUCAAUGGUAAUGGGCAUCCACCAGACGACAACGAUCGCAGACAGUCUGCCACACCUAGUACAGGUACAUCGAAUGCCAAUGAGCUUGCGCGACAGAGGAGAGGGUCUCUCCAAGCACGACCGAACUCUGCGCCGAAUGGAGCUACGGAAUCUUCCCAAGAGGACUCGGAGACGGACAUCGUGAGACGGAGACCUAAACCUUUGUUGCAGAGAGCAAAGAGCGACUUUGGACCUCGGGGCGAAGAACAGGAUUCGGCGGACGAGGACAUACAUGAUUGGGGUGCGAGGCAUGGUUUUGAGGAUCACUAUGCGUCCGAGGAAUAUGUUUCUCAGUUGGCUAAUCCUUUCAUUUGA